Ambispora gerdemannii is the source of this 165-nucleotide messenger RNA. The record is from the annotation of a GenBank genome assembly. Lineage: Eukaryota; Fungi; Glomeromycota; Glomeromycetes; Archaeosporales; Ambisporaceae.
AUGACUAAUCCGGCAGGUUUACCGAUGGGUAGUUCAGUAUUGCGUAGUCAUGGAAACGUUGGAUCGAGCCAACGUACUCCAUGGCUUUUAACCGACGGGCCGUUCUACUGGGCGUGGCUGUGGAAACUGCAAUCAACAGGUGGUGUCAGCGCACUCCAUGGCUAA